Messenger RNA from Didymodactylos carnosus, 2414 nucleotides. The record is from the annotation of a GenBank genome assembly. Lineage: Eukaryota; Metazoa; Rotifera; Eurotatoria; Philodinida; Philodinidae.
UCAUAUAACACCACCAGCUAAUAUUGAUGUAGUAGAAGAGCGUUAUGAAGUAAUUAUAUGCGAACGCGAGAAGCCGAAUGAUGAACAAUUAACGGUUCGAGAAGAAACUGCUUUGUUAAAUGAACAUCAGUUAGAUACAACUAUUAGUCGACAACAGACAAUUCGACCAAAGCCAUCACAAUAUGGACAUGGUAAACAACAACGAAUAAUAUUGGAUGACACAACAAAUUUAAAUCGAGAUGAUUAUCAAAUUUUAAAACACCAUGCAUCAGAAGCGUUUGUUGAACAAAAUGAAAUACAAUAUGGUGACUCAUUUGGACGAGCAUCGUUAAAUCAAAUUAAACCAUUAAAUGCACCAAGUGUGCAUUCUACACAGGUACCAAAAUCUAGCACGGAUAGUGAUGAAAUUGGAUUAAUUAAACCGUUUGUAUCUCAACAUGCAGUUAGUGUUGAUGAUGAACGAUAUUUAAAAAUACGUUUAAUAGCUGAGAAAACAAAUCGUGCUUCAGUUGUCUAUGAUACUGAAUGGACAAAUGAAAAAACAACGUCAUUGGUGUCAACUCCAAGUAAUCUAAAACAGCAAGCAAAUGAUCAAUACGCAGAGCAAUUUAAUUAUCAAAAACCAGAUAUACGUCAGACAACAUCAAUAUAUUCGCGUGCUAAACAUCAACUUGUUGAACAAAUGGAUAAUGAACAAUCAUCCGAAUUACCAGCGCAAGAUAAUCGAUACCAGUCAAUAGAAAGAGAAGAAGAAAAAGUUGCAAGUAUUGCACGUCAUCAUAAACAUCAAUUAUUAGGAUUUGGAGUAAUCGAAGAUGAACAACGUUCAAGUAUAGCAGAUGAAGAAGAUCGAGAAGAAAUCGAACAAGAAAAGGCCAAUGAAGUAAUAAUUGAGCAACUGGCGAAUGUUACUCAUCAGAGACGAAAAACGCAGUUAGUCCAUGGUCUCAUCCUCGACAAUGAUGAACAUUGUUCAAGUUUGGCGGAAGACAGAAAUCAAGACAUUCGAGAACUAGCAACGAUGAAAGAAUUGAUUGUUCCUGAUACACUUGUGCACACAAUUGAUCAACGGAAACAGGUUCUAUUAGGUCAGGGAAUGCUCUUAUUAGACAAUGAAUAUCAUUCAAGUAUAGCAGACGAUGUUCAAGAUGACAUUGAAACACUAGCUGAUGAACAAUUUGUCAGCGAUACACUUAUACGUGCCAUAGAACAGGAAGAACAGCGACAACUAGGAUACGGUCGCAUUUCGUACGAAAAUGAACAUCGUUUGAGUAUAGCCGAACAAGAUAUGGGAGAAAAUGACCGUUUCAGCAUAGCAUUUGCAAACGAGACCGCAAUUAAUGUAGGAAGUGAUAACGAACCAUACGCUAUUGAUGGAAAGUCUCAAUCAUUAAAUGCCCUAGUAGCUACAUCGACAAUUUUUUGUCGUCCAGCUCCUGUUAGUGACCAUGACGAUGAUGAUCUAUCACUAUUAAGCGAAGAUUCAAUGUUAUUGCGUCAUCAAUAUGUACCAAAUACAAAUUUAAUUCAAGAUGAAAUAAUUCUUGGCACAGAUAAAUUGACAUUUGUUCAAGCAUUCAGUUAUCCUCAACAUGAGCAAGAACACGUGGAGUUAACUCAGAUUGAAGAACAACAGCAAAUAACUUCUAUCCCAGAACAUGAUCAUAUCAAUAGUGAAAUUCAACAACAUACGCCAAUGUAUCUUCCUCUCAUUAGUCAACUGGAUGAACCGCAAAAAACAAGCUCCCUACUUCGAUCUGUUCUUGAAUUAUUACAUGACAAUGUUAAUGUUGAAAAUGAACUAAAUGAAAUUGUUUUAUCUUCAUCGAAAAUUACUUCACAACCGUUGUAUCGCACAAAACCACUUGAAAUGCUAGAACAGCAUGGACAAGAUGAAAGCAGACUAUUAAAUCAACUCGAAACUCUGGAACGAAGAGAUAAAAUUGAUUCAAUAACAUUAACCAGACAUGAUACGAUGACAGAAUCUGUUAAAGUAAACCAACCGGUAGCAGUAUUAAAGCGAAAAGAAGACGAUAUAACGGACGGUUUUGGUCGCGUUAAUCUUGAGAUAAAUAUUUUUCCUCCAAGACGCCAAAGAUUGGCUCAAACACAUGAAAUGAAACUCGAUGUACUAAAACGUCCACAAUCCACGACCUCAUCCUUCAUCGAUGUGGAAAGUUUUCUUAGCGGAUUUGAAGAUAGUUUAGAUCAGCACCAAGAAUCAUUAAUAGUCCCAACUUCACAGGAAUUACCACUGCUUGAUCAAGUAUCUUUAUCCCAUAUGACCUCAUUAAUAUCUGAUGAUAAAGAAAGAAUGAAAACGGAAAAAGCAAUUGAACAGUAUGAAAGAGAAUCUUCAUCAACAAGCCGAAAAUUACCAACAGAAUGGUAUCAACAAGAGCCAUUGAACGAAU